CCUUUUUUUUUCUUCUUCUUCUUUUUCGGUUUUUCUCUCAGUAUCAAAAUAACGUAAGAAGGAAGAGGAGGAGGAGGAGGAGGAGGAGGAGAAGUAGAGGAAGAGGACGCGGAGGGAGAAGAGGAAGGGGCUGAGAGUGAGUUUCUAUUUUUUUUGAAUCCGACGGGGGAUUUGGGUCAAGGGAUGGGAAUUCCGGUGGGAGGGAGUUGGUAGAGGGGGUGAUGGAUGGAGGAGGAUGACUGUUGAAUGGAAUUCGUUUGAUGCGAUGUCCAGAGCAGCGGUCGUGACUGAAGGAACCUCUCUGUCGUUGAAUCAGGAUGCCAUGUGGCAAAUGAACUUGGGAUCAGAUGAAGUAAUGGAACCUGCGUCCUAUCCUGAGCGUCCUGGAGAACCAGAUUGUUCUUAUUACAUCAGGACUGGCCUUUGUAGAUUUGGAGCAACAUGUCAUUUUAAUCAUCCUCCUAAUAGGAAUCUGGCAAUUGCUGCUGCAAGGAUGAAAGGAGAAUUCCCAGAAAGAAUAGGACAACCUGAAUGUCAGUACUACCUGAAGACAGGAACCUGCAAGUUUGGUCCUACAUGCAAGUUCCAUCAUCCCAAAGACAAGGCUGGGAUAGCUGGGAGAGUUUCUUUAAAUAUAUUGGGUUACCCUCUUCGCCCAAACGAGAUUGAAUGUGCUUAUUAUUUGAGAACUGGACAAUGUAAGUUUGGAAGCACUUGCAAAUUUCAUCACCCUCAGCCAAAUAAUAUGAUGGUUUCAUUGCAUGGCUCUCCUGCUUAUCCCACUGUCCAAUCACCUACUACCCCUGGUCAGCAGUCAUAUCCAGGAGGGAUUACAAAUUGGUCAAGAGCUUCUUUUAUUCCCAGCCCAAGGUGGCAAGGUCCUUCCAGUUAUGCACCUUUGAUUUUACCUCAAGGGAUGCUAUCACUUCCAGCGUGGAAUGCAUACAGUGGUCAAUUGGCAUCUGUUUCUUCUUCAGAGAACCUGCAGCAAGUUGCUGGAAACAAUCAAAUAUAUGGAGCCCCACUCCAAAAUGAAUCAGCUACUGCUGGAUCCCAAGGGUCCUUUUCUCCAUUCCGAUCUGGAUCUGUCCCUGUUGGGUUUUAUGCCUUGCAAAGGGAGAAUGUAUUUCCUGAGAGACCCGGUCAGCCUAACUGCCAAUUUUACAUGAAGACUGGAGAUUGUAAGUUUGGUGCGGUUUGCAGAUUUCACCAUCCAAGUGAGAGAGUUCUUCCUGCUCCAGAUUGUGCCUUGAGUCCUAUAGGUCUCCCUUUGCGUUCGGGAGAACCUGUGUGCAUUUUCUACUCUCGAUAUGGUAUCUGCAAAUUUGGUCCUAGUUGCAAGUUUAACCACCCUAUGGGAAUUUUUACAUACAGUUACUCUCCAUCAUCUCCAGCUGAUGCCCCUGUUAGGCGUUUCUUGGGGUCAUCUUCAGAAACUACAGGAUUAAAUUUUUCAUCAGAGGGGCUUGAAACAGGCUCUGCAAAGCCCAGGCGACUAUCGUUGUCAGAGCCUAGACAAAUAUCUUCUGGUGAUGAUGACAUUGACACAGAGUGAUAAACACUGCAACAAGCUAGGGCCAGUGAGAAUUUUCAGUCUUUUGGAGGAAGAUUAAUCUAUAAAUUCAUUUCCAUUUGUUGGAAAUGCACAGAAUUCAUGUCAAGUUGAUUCUGUUCUCUUAAAUGCAAUUCAGUCAACAGAUGAAUCUUUUGAAUUUCAUUGCUGCUUUGUAUAAAGUCAGAAAAUAUUGUCACAUUUUGUAAUCCCAAUGUGAACAAUGCAUCUGUCCCAGUUCUCUUUUGUUUUUUCUUCUAUUUUCCCCCCGAUUUUUUUGUGGUAGAUUCCCCCAAGAUUAUGGUAUAAAUUGCAUUUCUUAUGCAGUUUUACAUUUUCAAACAGGUGUUGGGUGAAUCUUCAUCUGGAAGCUGUGGUUUGAAAUUUCUAGUCUAGUCCUCUAAUUUAACUUUCGGUUCAUUUAUACUUAUACUUGCUUUGAAUUCUUGCAGAAUCAGAACUGCCAUCAGCAGCAGUAUCAUUCUUCCUCGUCCUCUCCUUUGAUCAGACAUCUGUGGACAUUCCUAUUAUAUGCUAUGAAUCCUGCAGACUUUUCUAGACUCGCAGGCGAUCUCUCUUAAAUAUAAGAUGAUUCUACGGGGUUGAAGUUUUAUGUUGCAUGCCACAAUAAAAUCUGGCUUAGUAUUGUACUUCUCUUGGAGGCUUCAGAGAACAGGAAAUGCCGAGGUAUUCUUUCAGUACACUUUCUAGUUCUUUAGUGAAGAUCCCUGAAGAAAUCCAUAUCAAGUACAAUGAAAUCAGAAGAAGUUAUAUUGUAUCAUUUCUGAUCAUAAAAUUGGAUUUGUAAUCAUAUGAAACCUUUAGAACACUAUAUCUUAAAAAGUUUUGCACUGAUCUGCUGCCUGCUGGAUCAAAUAUGUCAUUUUAAAAGUGAUAUUCUAAAGAAUGCUGUAAAAGUAGACAAGAGAUUAAGAUUGUCGUCUUUCAUUUUCUUUGGUUGCGACAAUUCAUGUCAGUGAGACAAUGAAACUUGAAGAGAGCAAGAGCUUCAUCUUGUCAAGGUGGAAGCAGCAGAUUCAAGCUAUGGAUCCAAUAAAAUGAAAAUUCAACUCCAUUAAGUGUCUAUGGAUUUGGAGGAGGGAAAGGACUGGAGUAAAAAAGAUAAUGGUGGUCACUUGCAGACUGGUGUCAAAUUAAGUCGAACUGAAUUGCCUUUGCAGCAGAGGUAAUAACAAGAAUUCAUGAAUACCUUCUUUCUUUCUAGCUGAUAAAUGCUCCAUCAUGAAUUUUGUAACUUGGAUUGUGCUAAAAUGGUUCCCUAAGGUAGAGACAACAUUGCCAUUUGAUAUUUAGGUGCUCCCUCUCCUUUUGAUAAAAAGCUUAUAGAUGUUCUCUACCUUCCUCAGAAUGGUAUUUAUUUGU
Messenger RNA from Rubroshorea leprosula, 2935 nucleotides. NCBI's taxonomy places the organism in Eukaryota, Viridiplantae, Streptophyta, Magnoliopsida, Malvales, Dipterocarpaceae. The record is from the annotation of a GenBank genome assembly.